Nannizzia gypsea CBS 118893 is the source of this 516-nucleotide messenger RNA. RefSeq lists its product as hypothetical. The transcript is spliced from 2 exons. Lineage: Eukaryota; Fungi; Ascomycota; Eurotiomycetes; Onygenales; Arthrodermataceae. Bases 1 to 516 code for a protein of 171 amino acids. The record is from RefSeq and is a predicted model, not a curated record.
AUGGCAGCAGAAAGUCUCAUUCCAACAAGCAAUGCACACGACAUUGCGCUGACCACCAUGUUGCGACUUUCAAAUGCUUCAUCGAACAGCCUCGCUAUCUCCUCCCCAUUGUGCUGCCUUGGAUACGGGGAAGAGGACCCAGCACCCACCCGUCCAAAGGCAUUCCACCUUAUCCUUGGGCUCUGUGCCGUGCAGGCAGCGUGUGAUCUUAAAGCCGAAAUUAGUGUGCUGUUUAGCUUUACUGAAUCCUCUGCGACGGACCUGAACUGCCAGUCAGCUCACUCACGGAACGAGGACGCCAAGGAUGCUACCCAUCAGGGUGAGGCCGAAAAGCUUUUCAACCGAGCUUUCACAGCACACCAUGUCCAGUAUUGCCAGCACGAACCGCAAGGGUGCGGAGUACAUCCGUCUCACCAUCAGCUGGGACGGGAAGAGAUGUCCCAUAGCGAGAUCAAAUGUCCCGUUCUGAAUAUAAUAAAUACCCAAGAGAAGGUUACUGCCCAGGACAGCACUUGA